Venustampulla echinocandica is the source of this 1338-nucleotide messenger RNA. RefSeq lists its product as uncharacterized. The record is from RefSeq and is a predicted model, not a curated record. Bases 1 to 1338 code for a protein of 445 amino acids. Lineage: Eukaryota; Fungi; Ascomycota; Leotiomycetes; Helotiales; Pleuroascaceae. The transcript is spliced from 3 exons.
AUGCCACCAACCCCAAGCCAACCCCAACCCCACUGCCAGCAGCAACCCCAGACCGACGAUCCUCGAUCCUCGACCCUCGACCCUGAAGACUUAAGUUCCUCAACCCUCAAUAACUCCAGAUCCUCCCUAACCCAUUUUGCCCCUCCAAGAACAGCCUCAAGCAGAAUCCAAGCAAAACCUGCUGCUUGGACAGAGCGCCCAGGGCUUGGUGGCGUCCACUCUGCGACCACCUACAAGUAUCCUCGUACUAUACCGAGUACUUGUACCCCCCUCUUAUCCUCUCCUCCCUCAGUUGUUGCCCUUGGCCGCCUUCCAUUCCACCCACAUACUAGAAACCUUGCGCUUGGGACCUUGGAUUCCGUUGCAUUUAUCCGCAUUGGAGCGUUCUGUUUCGCAACCCUGUUCGACAUGGCAACUGCUGCUGCCCUUCCAGCUCCGGCUACAGAUCGAUCUGCUCUGAAACCCGCGAGAUCAAUGACGCACACUUUUCGAGACCACCGGGCGAGUACGGGGAGGACUGUGAAGCGGAAGCCCAAACCUGGCCAACCCUUCGACCCAGAGGACUUGACCCGUCGACUUACAGUGGUUAUAGAGGACCAGAAGGCAAAGACCGAGCGGCGACGAGCUGCCAGAGCGGCCAAAGUUGCAUCAACUCAUCAGGAUGUCAUAUAUCAUCACGUGCCAACGGUUGCUGCCGCGGCAUUCGAGAGGACCGCAACACCAGAUACUCUGCGGCAGGUACACAAGUUAGCCCGGCCCGCAGCCAGGGCUCAUUUCGACGUCCUCCAAACCGAGAACCAACAAUUGGGAUAUGCUGCUACGGCUCUUCAAAAGACGCAAGCCAUUGAUCAAGUCAUGGUUGAGAGGGAAUUGACCAGGAGCCGGAACCAGUUUCAGUGGAGUCCAGAGAUGGAGGGUGCUGCCGAGGCAGACUUUGGCCGCGAUCUAUACAAGCCACCACAGCGAACCUUCACUACACAUCUAAAAAACGGACAGGGUGGCCCUCGGCCGAUGAGCACGGGGGAUAUUUUCUCGGAGGAUGACGAAAUCUCAGUAAUCACGAAAUCGAAAACCAGACCGUUGUUCGACGCAAACGAUAGGAAUAAUUGGGUGCAGCAAGACGAUAAUAGCGAAAGCGGACAGCAGAAAAAAGAGUGGUCAAGUCCGUUCUUGCGGAAGAAGCAUUCAAGUUGGAUAAUGAGAGUUAGGAGGGACAAGAGUGUCAGACGGGACAAGGACGAUGAAGCGGCAGGUAGUGGAGAUUCAUGCUCGCCGCCAGACAGUAAUAAAGGCGGAAAGACAAGGUUUCUGGAUCGUUUCAAACGCCAUCCAAGCUGA